AUCUCCCCAAAGAGCAAGCGAGCUAAGCUAGUUCAUGUAAGCUUCCUCCUCUCCACCUACAAAGCAGGAGCUCAGUCUCAGGUGCUGUGAUAGCUCUGCUAGUUGGUCGACUUUGGAAAUGGCCACCAACUCGAGGUCGAACUCCAGGGCGACCUUCUCCAGCGAGAUCCACGACAUCGGCACGGUGCAGAACUCCGCCACGCCCAGCAUGGUGUACUACACCGAGCGGUCCAUCGCCGACUACUUCCCUCCCCACCUCCUCAAGAAGGUGGUGUCGGAGGUGGUGUCCACGUUCCUGCUGGUGUUCGUGACGUGCGGGGCGGCGGCGAUCAGCGCCCACGACGUCACGCGCAUAUCGCAGCUCGGCCAGUCGGUCGCCGGCGGGCUCAUCGUCGUCGUCAUGAUCUACGCCGUCGGCCACAUCUCCGGCGCGCACAUGAACCCCGCCGUCACCCUCGCCUUCGCCAUAUUCCGCCAUUUCCCCUGGAUUCAGGUCCCGUUCUACUGGGCGGCGCAGUUCACGGGCGCGAUCUGCGCGUCCUUCGUGCUCAAGGCCGUGCUCCACCCCAUCACCGUGAUCGGCACCACCGAGCCGGUCGGGCCGCACUGGCACGCGCUGGUCAUCGAGGUCGUCGUCACCUUCAACAUGAUGUUCGUCACCCUCGCCGUCGCCACGGACACCAGAGCGGUGGGUGAGUUGGCUGGGUUGGCUGUCGGUUCCUCCGUUUGCAUUACCUCCAUCUUCGCAGGGGCGGUGUCAGGUGGAUCGAUGAACCCGGCGAGGACGCUGGGCCCGGCGCUGGCCAGCAACCGCUACCCCGGCCUCUGGCUCUACUUCCUCGGCCCCGUCCUCGGCACGCUCUCCGGGGCCUGGACCUACACCUACAUCCGCUUCGAGGACGCGCCCAAGGACGGCCCCCAGAAGCUCUCCUCCUUCAAGCUCCGCCGGCUGCAGAGCCAGUCCGUCGCCGCCGACGACGACGAGCUCGACCACAUCCCCGUCUGAUCCUGCCGCCGCACGCCGGGCCGGACGGAUCUCCCGCUCCCAGUGUGUGUCCUUGGUAGUUGUUGUUAUGUGUGUGCGUGCGUGUGUCACUUGUAACUCAGUGGUUGGUCGAUGCAUGCAGGGGAGUACGCGCGUGCGCGCAUGUGUAUGUUUGUCCGCCCGCGCAUGUCGCAGUAGAUUUGCUCCCUCGCUCUGUUCAUGUGUGCAGGCAACUGAGCUUGGGGGCCUGGUUUGGGGGCGCAUCAGUCCGCACUCUGCAGCAGUCGCACGCGUGCCAAAGUGUAUCUCUCCUGCAAUUGCAGUACAUAAAACAUCCGUGGCUUUGGUUCUCAAAA
This is a messenger RNA of Triticum urartu, 1341 nucleotides long. Its product is annotated as aquaporin NIP2-1. Gene Ontology annotation, molecular function: channel activity. Gene Ontology annotation, cellular component: membrane. The record is from RefSeq and is a predicted model, not a curated record. Gene Ontology annotation, biological process: transmembrane transport. NCBI's taxonomy places the organism in Eukaryota, Viridiplantae, Streptophyta, Magnoliopsida, Poales, Poaceae.